Histoplasma capsulatum G186AR is the source of this 1125-nucleotide messenger RNA. RefSeq lists its product as uncharacterized. Gene Ontology annotation, biological process: methylation. The record is from RefSeq and is a predicted model, not a curated record. The coding region runs from base 1 to 1125 and encodes 374 amino acids. The transcript is spliced from 3 exons. Gene Ontology annotation, molecular function: methyltransferase activity. NCBI's taxonomy places the organism in Eukaryota, Fungi, Ascomycota, Eurotiomycetes, Onygenales, Ajellomycetaceae.
AUGAACGACGAAGAGCAGAUGCAGGCGAAUGGCUCUAUUUAUUUGCCUUCGGGUCGAUCUAUCAGUCCACAGAUACUCAAGAGCGACAUCGACAGCGGCGCUGACAGAAGGCAAGAAUAUGGUAACAGAGCUAUUGUGUUAUAUUUGUUAGAAAACAGUGUAGAGUUCCGAGAACUUAGUGAUCUGCGAAAGAAAGGAUGGGAAAAUCCUGCAGGCGAUAAAUUUUUUAAAAAUCAGCGCCGGAAUGCAGACAAUGCCACUCAAAGAACGGCUAUAUAUUUUCAUAGAUUGAUGAAGAAGAUCGGAGAGGAGCUUCACCAGUCCACUGAUGUCUUUGCAAUCCAAAGGCUAAACCCUGAGCCACCUGCCAUCCUUGACAUGUGCAUGGCCCCGGGUGGCUUUCUAGAAACGGCAUUGAGAAAGAACCCAGGAUCACAUGCAUUGGCGUUUAGCCUGCCUGUCGUAAAUGGCGGGCACAAGAGCCUUUUACCGAGGGAAUUGGACGUCGACCAAAGAUUUUUAGAUGUGACCAUGCUCGCAGCAGAUAUGGGUGUGAAUGAAAUUGAUAAUAAUCAUCCCGAUGCCGAACAUUUCUUACCGCGACAGUUUACCUCAUACCAGCAUUUUGACCUGGUCAUAUGCGAUGGUCAAGUUCUGAGAACUCAUGACCGCGCCGCCUAUCGAGAGCGACGGGAAGCGAAAAGAUUGAUAGUGACGCAGCUAGCCCUCGGCCUCCAGCAACUAAGGCCUGGUGGAACUAUGGUCAUUCUUCUUCAUAAAUUCGAGGCGUGGGAUACAGUGAAUCUCAUCUGGACUUUCUGGAAGUUCUCUUCUGUGCGCCUGUUGAAACCAAAGGCGGGCCACACCAAACGAUCUUCUUUCUAUAUGGUUGCUAAAGAUAUCCAGAGUCGGUGCCUGGAGGCCAUUCAGGCAAUCUCGAGGUGGAAAGAAAUUUGGCGGGUGUCAACAUUCAGCUCGGAUAAAGAGUUCCAAGAGAUGCUUUGGAACGGGGAGCCACAGGCGGAAGACAUCCUCAACAAUUUUGGACGAGAGCUUGUGACGCUGGGCGGAAAGAUCUGGAAGGUCCAGGCAGAGGCGCUUGCCAAAGCUCCUUUCAUGAAGUAG